Messenger RNA from Orcinus orca (killer whale), 2709 nucleotides. It is a transcript of the gene ERCC2, whose product is annotated as ERCC excision repair 2, TFIIH core complex helicase subunit. Gene Ontology annotation, cellular component: nucleus. The transcript is spliced from 22 exons. Gene Ontology annotation, molecular function: hydrolase activity, acting on acid anhydrides, in phosphorus-containing anhydrides; damaged DNA binding; ATP binding. Lineage: Eukaryota; Metazoa; Chordata; Mammalia; Artiodactyla; Delphinidae. Bases 133 to 2703 code for a protein of 856 amino acids. Gene Ontology annotation, biological process: transcription by RNA polymerase II; nucleotide-excision repair; positive regulation of mitotic recombination. The record is from RefSeq and is a predicted model, not a curated record.
UGACGGGCGGGAUCAGCCAAUGGAGUCGUGACGAAGGUGGAGCAGCACCUCGGGGACGUCCUGCGGAUCCUGCCUCUACUGAAUAUUCAUGAGGGAGGCGGGCAGACGCCGCUUCAAGCCGCGACCGGCGCCAUGAAGCUCAACGUGGACGGGCUGCUGGUCUACUUCCCAUACGACUACAUCUACCCGGAGCAGUUCUCCUACAUGCUGGAGCUCAAACGCACGCUGGAUGCCAAGGGUCAUGGAGUCCUGGAGAUGCCCUCAGGCACUGGGAAGACAGUGUCCCUGUUGGCCCUGAUCAUGGCAUACCAGCGGGCAUAUCCACUGGAGGUGACUAAACUCAUCUACUGUUCGAGGACUGUGCCUGAGAUUGAGAAGGUGAUUGAAGAACUUCGAAAGUUACUCAACUUCUAUGAGAAACAGGAGGGCGAGAAGCUGUCGUUUUUGGGGCUGGCUCUGAGCUCCCGAAAGAACCUGUGUAUUCAUCCCGAGGUGACGCCCCUGCGCUUUGGGAAGGACGUCGACGGAAAAUGCCACAGCCUCACGGCCUCCUACAUAAGGGCACAGUACCAGCGGGACCCCAGCCUGCCCCACUGCCGCUUCUACGAGGAAUUUGAUGUCCAUGGGCGCCAGGUGCCCCUCCCUGCUGGCAUCUACAACCUGGACGACCUGAAGGCCAUGGGGCGGCGCCAGGGCUGGUGCCCAUACUUCCUUGCCCGAUACUCAAUCCUGCACGCCAACGUGGUGGUCUACAGCUACCACUACCUCCUGGACCCCAAGAUUGCCGACCUGGUGUCCAAGGAGCUGGCCCGCAAGGCCGUCGUCGUCUUCGACGAGGCCCACAACAUUGACAAUGUCUGCAUCGACUCCAUGAGUGUCAACCUCACCCGCCGGACCCUGGAUCGGUGCCAGGGCAACCUGGAGACCCUGCAGAAGACGGUGCUCAGGAUCAAGGAGACGGACGAGCAGCGUCUGCGGGACGAGUACCGGCGCCUGGUGGAGGGGCUGCGGGAGGCCAGCACCGCCCGGGAGACCGACGCCCACCUGGCCAACCCCGUGCUGCCCGACGAGGUGCUGAAGGAGGCGGUGCCGGGCUCCAUCCGCACGGCCGAGCACUUCCUGGGCUUCCUGCGGCGGCUGCUGGAGUACAUCAAGUGGCGGCUGCGCGUGCAGCACGUGGCGCAGGAGAGCCCGCCCGCCUUCCUGAGCGGCCUGGCCCAGCGCGUGUGCAUCCAACGCAAGCCCCUCAGGUUCUGCGCCGAGCGCCUCCGCUCGCUCCUGCACACCUUGGAGAUCGCGGAUCUCGCCGACUUCUCCCCUCUCACCCUCCUGGCUAACUUCGCCACGCUCGUCAGCACCUACGCCAAGGGUUUCACCAUCAUCAUUGAGCCCUUUGACGACAGGACCCCAACCAUCGCCAACCCCAUCCUGCACUUCAGCUGCAUGGACGCCUCGCUGGCCAUCAAACCUGUGUUUGAGCGCUUCCAGUCCGUCAUCAUCACAUCUGGGACGCUGUCCCCGCUGGACAUCUACCCCAAGAUCCUGGACUUCCACCCCGUCACCAUGGCAACCUUCACCAUGACAUUGGCUCGGGUCUGCCUCUGCCCCAUGAUCAUUGGCCGUGGCAAUGACCAGGUGGCCAUCAGCUCCAAGUUUGAGACCCGGGAAGAUAUCGCGGUGAUCCGGAACUACGGAAACCUCCUGCUGGAGAUGUCCGCUGUGGUGCCCGAUGGCAUCGUGGCCUUCUUUACCAGCUACCAGUACAUGGAGAGCACCGUGGCCUCCUGGUACGAGCAGGGCAUCCUCGAGAACAUCCAAAGGAACAAGCUGCUCUUUAUUGAGACCCAAGAUGGGGCUGAGACCAGUGUUGCCCUGGAGAAGUACCAGGAGGCCUGCGAGAACGGCCGUGGGGCCAUCCUGCUCUCGGUGGCCCGAGGCAAAGUGUCUGAGGGAAUUGACUUUGUGCACCACUACGGCCGGGCCGUCAUCAUGUUCGGGGUGCCCUACGUCUACACCCAGAGCCGCAUUCUCAAGGCGCGGCUGGAAUACCUUCGGGACCAGUUCCAGAUUCGAGAGAACGACUUUCUGACCUUCGAUGCCAUGCGCCACGCAGCCCAGUGCGUGGGUCGGGCCAUCAGGGGCAAGACUGACUACGGCCUCAUGGUCUUUGCCGACAAGCGCUUUGCCCGGGCCGACAAGCGGGGCAAACUGCCCCGCUGGAUCCAGGAGCACCUCACCGACGCCAACCUCAACCUGACCGUUGACGAGGGGGUCCAGGUCGCCAAGUACUUCCUGAGGCAGAUGGCACAGCCAUUCCACCGGGUGAGCCCGCGGCGCCUAAGCUCCUCUUUCAGGAAGGGCCCUUGGCUUUCUCCCCGAGCCCCGAGCCCAGCCUGCUCCCUGCCCCCGACAGAGAGGGGUUUGUGUGCACCGGCGCGCCAGGCCUGGGAACUGGAACUGCGGGGAGGGUCGAGGGCUACAGCCAGAGCGUGUGUCUCCAGUGGGAGCCCCGAGCUGGCCGUGGGCCUCUGGAAAGCCAGUCCUUCUCUAGCUUGGACACAGCUCUCUGGCUGCCGCCUUCCUCCCUCGGCCCAUCUUCUGGUUACAGGGAUGGGAUGCCCUGGGUUAUACAGGUGUUUUGAAAUUCAAGCAUCCUGUCCUGUAGCCCCCCACCCCCCCGGGCGGGCCACCUGGCCCUACUGAGUUGUG